CUUGUAGUGAACGAUAACAACAUACAGUAAUACUUGAACUCGGGUGGCAUUAUUGUUCGCAAAGCAUUUCUCUUACCAGAUUCCGUCUAAACCGCCCUGUUGCGCAUUGUACGAAUGGGCUUGGCCCUGAGCAAAGAUCUGCGUUUCCUCUCCACCACUUCGAUUCCCGGACGUUGAUAUUGACUCUCAACUCUGCUAUCUUAGGCCCUUAGCAUUUGCUUCAAGCAUCCUAACUCCAAGCAGACAUAUUCCACCGCCCUAGCCGCGCAAAGACAGCAAUUGAACGACUUCAUCUGCCCCAACGGACUCUACCUGCGCUCUCAGAUGUACGGGGAAAGUCCCUCAUCUACACGUUACAUUGAUAGUUGUUGGCUCUGAAAGAGCCCCGGAGUUCGAAGAACAGGCGAUCGUCAGAGAUAUCUCAUAUGGCUACCAUUGCUCAGAGCCCGAUCUCCCAGACAACGACGGUAACAAAUGGCGACAUGCAGGAUCUGCCCCCGCCAGCGGCUACGGGCAAGAAGGCCAAACCGAAGAAGGACAAACAAUUGAGUGCGGAAGAGAAUGCGAAAUUGAUCCAGGCACGAUUAUCACAGCUUGAACAAGAAAAGGCUGGAGAGAAGAGCCAACAAGCAGAAGUUGACCGAGAAGUCAAGAAGGCUCAACGAGAUCUCAACGAGUUGAUCAAUAGCGUAGAAGGACAUUCUGGACAGCUCGAGCUUGCGAAAAGAAAAUAUGAAGAGCUUUUGCGAGACAUGGAGAAGAUGAACCGAGAAUACCAACGGACCAAAAAGCGCGCAGAUCAACUUCAAAAAGACCAGGAGAAGUCAAAGUCUGAGCAUAGCAAGACCGCAACAAUGAAGGACAAACUAGAAAAGCUUUGCCGAGAAUUGACGAAGGAAAACAAGAAACUCAAGGACGAGAACAAGAAACUUGAAGAGACAGACAAACGGGCCCGCGAAAAUAUCAAUGACAGACUCGAUCAGAUGUUGUACGACGUUCAAGAAGUGAUGAACUCUAAGCCGGGUACACAUUCUGAGAAUCUGCAUCUUGAGUUGGACGAACUAUUCAGGACGCGGUGCAAAGUACUGGCAGAUCAAGCAGAAAUCCGAGAGCUGCAUUUCAAAGCAAUACUUCGACAUAAAGACGCUGAAAUCGCUCAUCUACAAGCAAAGCACGAGGUCGAACGUCGAAGAGCCGAUGCAGAAGCUGGACGGUGCCGGCAGCUCACUAAUCAGGUUUCUACGUUUUCCCAUACAGAAGCGGAGUUGCGCAGCCAGCUCAACAUCUACGUCGAGAAAUUCAAGCAGGUGGAAGACACGCUCAACAACAGCAAUGAGCUGUUCAUGACAUUUAGGCGAGAGAUGGAAGAAAUGUCCAAGAAGACGAAGCGACUCGAAAAGGAGAAUGCCACGUUGACUAGGAAGCAUGACCAGACGAAUCGCAAUAUCCUUGAGAUGGCCGAGGAGCGAACUAGAGACAAGGAGGAUCUGGAACGGCUUAGAAAGCAGGAAACCCAGAUGCGAAACAUCAUCAAGAGUAUGCAAGAGCAAGGCCGCGGUCCGCCUGUGCAGCAAGAGCUUGUCGAGUCCAGUGAGUACGACGAGGAGGACGAGGAAGGGUAUGGUGACGAAGACGAAGAAGACGACGAUAUUAGUUACGAAGACGAGGAAGAAUCGGCCGCCGAAAUCACGAAGCCUGUAUUUGGACCGGUGCCUCCGCCAGAGAUGGUGGCAAACAAAGCUAAUGGCCAGAAAGCAGCCGCCUUGGUUAACGGCGCCCAACAUUAAAGGUAGCCUGGCGCAGCUGCGUUGGUAUUUUUGGUGGUGCAUUACAUAUUCGCAUCAGGGUCGUUCUUACUGUAAAGGAUGCUUUGUUGCGCCCGCCCAUAGCUUGAAUGGCGAUCAGUGUAUCUGUAUGAAUCCAAUUGUCCCUGACCAAGCACCCAAGCACCGAGUGUCCCUAUAGUCUACUUCGCGGACCC
Molecule: messenger RNA, 1981 nt
Organism: Exophiala oligosperma
Lineage: Eukaryota; Fungi; Ascomycota; Eurotiomycetes; Chaetothyriales; Herpotrichiellaceae
Exons: 3
Coding region: 426-1787 (453 amino acids)
Molecular function (GO): syntaxin binding
Source: RefSeq, a predicted model, not a curated record